Molecule: messenger RNA, 1811 nt
Organism: Diuraphis noxia (Russian wheat aphid)
Lineage: Eukaryota; Metazoa; Arthropoda; Insecta; Hemiptera; Aphididae
Source: RefSeq, a predicted model, not a curated record
AUGGCAAGACUUAAAAAUAUUGCAAAAACUACUCAACUUAGUACCUAUUCUGUUUUAGGAACACUGACAUCACAGACCACUUCAAACAUAGCUGGACAAUUUCCGAGUACAACAGGAUUAAAACGAACAAUUCAACGAGUUAGAAAAAUAGAAAGAUCAGCUCCUCGUGAUCCAAAAUCAUAUGAUAUUCCACGAACUAACAAUUCGGUUGAGGGUUGGCAUAAUUGUUUUAGUUCAAUGUUAAGUUCUCGYCAUCCUUCUAUUUGGAUUUUUAUCGAUUCACCAAAAAAAGAAGAAAGCUUAAACCGUCUAAAARUUGAACAGUAUAUUGCUGGCAUUAAACCUCCGAAAAAGAAAAAAUACAAAGAUUCUGCGAUUCGACUUAAAGCCAUAUGUGAUGAUUAUGAAAAUCAAUCAACUAAUGACUACCUGCGCGGAAUUUCUUUUCUCGAUCCCGUCAAUGGCGAACAGCUGAAACUCAUGUGCACCGACACCGUGUGCACCGGACGAGUAUUGCACGCUGGAGUGCGGACGCUGCAGUCGGCCAUCGUCCGGGAACGGUCGAACCGACGGGAAUACGUGGACGGCCUGGUGCGUUACAUGCGCGAGCUCCACAAGCUGGACGAGUCCAAGGAGGAGUUGCUGGAAGGCCUGGAGCGGAUGCGGGCCGGCGUGGACGGCACCGUGGACGCUCUCCGGGUGGACGUGGAACGGGCCCACGGCGAGUACGAGGAACGCAAGAAACGGUUCUUCCGGUUUUCCGGCGCCGGCGUGGACGGAUCCGAACCGCAAGAGCUGGCCGUCACAGCCGCCGACCACAAUUUCCAGUCGCUGUGCUUGGACGUGACUGCCUUUACUGACUCGUCGUCACCCGACCGUGGCACCYGUUGGCCCGGUGACAUCGACGACGACGACAAUGACAUCGAAGCCGACGAUGACGCCAACGCCGCCAUUACGAUCUUCCGACGGCUCCGGCGAGACGCCGAGGCUCGCGAUGGCGACGGCUGUCGGUCGAGAACUGACGAACUGCUGACGCUCUGGCGCGCCAUCAGAUCCGUGUCCGAGUACAACCGGACGCUCGAGACGGCCGCGCGCGAGCUCGACGAACAGACGAAUUCGCUGCAGACCAGCUUGAGUUGCGCGACGGCCGUGUGCACGGCGCUAGACGCRGAUCAGUCGGACAAAAAGUGCCGGGCUGCCGUGCUGGACGACUUCUGUGCGGUCACCGAACAGAUCACGGCGCAGCAGAUGAGGAACUUGGAAUUCGGCCGCAUGCUGGCCGUCGACGAAAGGCAGAUCGACGAGGAACUGCACAAGAUCGAACAGCUGAAGGCCAAGGUUGCCAGGAAAAAGGAGAAAAAGCAAAAGCUUCUUGAGCAAACAGACAGUGUGAAAAGUCAACUAGAAGUAUACAAAAUUCGUUACGAAGACUUGAAGAGGAAAAGAGCUCUUCUUGAAGACAAUCUAAACAUGACAAAAUGUUCACCUAGUAAAUUGGUGAAUCAAACAGAGCAACAAGGUUUUGGACAGAGAGUGAAACAUUUGGAACAACUMAAAAACCAAUACAACAAACUGGCUAAUAAAAGAGAUGCGUUAAAACUGAAAAUYCAGAGUCAACAACAGGUGGUCAAGACACCUCGUCGAAUAAAUACAUUUUGCAAUACUUAGCUACACUAUUUGCAUAGUUUGCUACAAUAAUGUAUAGAUUUCACAAAUAUUCUUGUAUAUUUAUAAGUCUUAAAAGCUUUCUUUUCUACUGAAAUCAAGCUCAAAAUUUAAUUAGAAUUUUAAGCAUUAACAUAAUAUAAUUU